Messenger RNA from Anopheles stephensi (Asian malaria mosquito), 981 nucleotides. RefSeq lists its product as uncharacterized. The coding region runs from base 1 to 981 and encodes 326 amino acids. The transcript has 5 exons. Gene Ontology annotation, cellular component: membrane. Gene Ontology annotation, biological process: sensory perception of taste. Lineage: Eukaryota; Metazoa; Arthropoda; Insecta; Diptera; Culicidae. The record is from RefSeq and is a predicted model, not a curated record.
AUGGAAAACUUGCAAGUCAUGCUGGUCUUGGCGCGCCUUGCUGGCUUCAACUGUUACCUUUAUCAUGAAACGCAGGAUGGCUUCGUGUCAACAUUUUCCCGGUCCGGGUUUUGUUUGUUCGUCGCGAACUUGGUUGCGUACGUGUACUUCGCCAUCGCCAAUGUGCUCAACCUGAAAAUUUACACCUACACCGGUUCGGUAAUCGUGGACACGGCAGGAAAAGUUAUCAUCGAAUUAGGCUACUUCGAUUUCAUUAUCAUUGCGUUGGACAGAUUGUAUCAGUACCACUGGACCACCGAGCUGCUGAAUGGAUUGCGCUCGAUUGACAAAGAACUAGACGCCAUAGAUGCUCGACGGCCUCGUGCUUACCGCAACAGUGAGCAACUGUUCCAGAUGGUCCUGCUGAUGUUCUGCAUCUUCUGUGCGAUAGCUUACUCGGUGUACGUUAUUGAGGGUGGCAUCGAAAUCUUGAACUUGCCCAUGUACAUCAGUCACCAAAUGCUCGGUGUUACUUUGGGGAUUGUUACCAGUACUUUCUACGCCGAAGUGUACGAGUUGCGCUUACGCUUAAAUGACAUCAAUAACCACAUACGCAAUACCAUAUGCGACGCGAACUUCCACAAUUUGCGACCUGCUUACGGCAGACGAAUCAUCAACAUUACCAACAAAAACGACACCAAUUUGCGAAAAAAUCUCGUCGCACGUUUGGCGUUGAUGUACGAUGAGCUGCACAGCAUUUCAACGAAAAUCAGCAAUCGUUACAAAUUUGUGGGUAAAAAGACGGCCUCAUUGAUCAGCAUCGCAAUGUCCCAAGAAACAGAAAAGCAAUGCAUUCAGAAGAUGCACAGCUUUCUUUGCCAAAUACAACAUAACUCCAUCAAGAUUACUACUUACAUAUUCGACGUUAACAUGAUCGCAUUCUUCGGUAUAUUUUCAACUAUCAUGACGUAUUUGUUCAUAUUGCUACAGUUUACUGGCUGA